This is a messenger RNA of Rhopilema esculentum, 2303 nucleotides long. Its product is annotated as mucosa-associated lymphoid tissue lymphoma translocation protein 1. Lineage: Eukaryota; Metazoa; Cnidaria; Scyphozoa; Rhizostomeae; Rhizostomatidae. Gene Ontology annotation, molecular function: protein binding; cysteine-type endopeptidase activity. The record is from RefSeq and is a predicted model, not a curated record. Gene Ontology annotation, biological process: signal transduction; proteolysis.
GAUAUAUAUCGCCAGACGGGCCUAAGAGCACUUUGUGGAGAAACGAAUAAUGGACGUUAAAAAGAAGACGAGGUACAAAAUGUUGGUUAAAGAUCUUCCUGUGGAGGUUCUCUUGCAGCUUUCGCGGCAUUUGAAUCCAAGAAUGCCCAUUGGAGGUGACUGGUGGAGUCUAGCUGGAGCUAUGGGGUAUAAAAUGAUAGACAUUUUAAAUUUCGAACUAAAACCCGAUCCAACACUCAGCGUGUUGAGAUCUUGGUGGAGCAAUGAAAACAAAUAUGUCUCAGAUUUGCUUAAAUUAGUUGGAAACAUUAGACGAGCAGAUGUCACUAAGUUGCUAAAGCCGCACGAGUUUUGUGUGGAACCAGAUCAAAAACAACCCUCUGAUGCAGAGAAAACAUGCCUGGAAAACGACCUUUCGCCCAGCUUUUCCAGACUGUUACAUUUGCCUUUGGAAAAUGGUCAUUCAGAUAUGAAUUCAGCAGAAAAUUUGGCGGUCUCAAGCUCUGUUCGUAAUAGUCUUGGGAAAAAUGGUACCAAUAGUGUUGAGCCCAAAGGGACACCAACAGAGAGUUCUUUUAAUGCAAAAGCAUAUGUUGUCUCAGGGGAGACAGUUGUAAGUGACGAAUCACAAGACGAGCUCGAAGAAGAAGUAACACAUUCUGAGAAUGCUAAUUCGCACAACAGGAUUUCACAGAGAGCUACAAAUGUUACUGAUAUGUGUGUUCAGACACAAGUCCCAAGCCCCACAGCUGCUUUGGGUGCUCCGCAGUUCCCAACACCAGAGGGUGAGACGACAAGAUUUGAUAUUCAGUCCUCAGAGCGCCUUACCGCACCCAAUGAUAAGAUUGCACUGGUGAUAGGCAAUCAGAACUAUAAGAAGCCGAAGUACAACCAGCUUUCAUACACCCGUAAUGAUGCUUACGACAUCGCUUCAGCUUUGGAGGAUCUUAAAUUUAAAGUUAUCAGUCUUGUGGAUUUAACGUUAACUGAAAUGCGAACGAGCAUGCUCGCUUUUUGUCGUCUUCUUGGAAGUGGGAUCUAUGCAGUUAUCUAUUACGCUGGCCAUGGCUUCGAGUUAGAUGGGGAAAACUACUUGCUUCCUGUGGAUGCUAUGUCGCCCGAUCCUAAUGAAAGUAUAAGAGCGCAAGAAUUUCUACAAGAAAUGCAAAGCUGUGACACUUUGCUCAACUUGAUGUUUCUUGAUUGCUGCAGAACUAGGGCUAAAGACAACGAGGCUCCUCGGUGCUCGUUAAAACGUGGCAGACAAGGAAACACCAUUAUAGCGUAUUCCUGCUGCACGCAGCACGUGGCCUUUGAAGAACCAAACCAGAAAAACGGAGUUUACGCAAGAUAUCUAUUGAAGAACAUACGACGCGAUGUAAGAAUAGAAAACAUAUUGAUGGAUGUCAGUACAGCUGUCGUCCAAAGCAGAUCCGUUGCUCAGAGGCCGACGUACGAAUCAGACGCUUACAUGGAAUGCCGGUUGACAGCACCAAUCCUGAUUUUAGAAGAAGACAUUCACAAACUAAAAGAAAGGUGCCAGCUUUGGCAAGAAGGAAACAGCAUACCAGCUCCGAUGACGAUUGAAAUGGAUUCGGCAGUGAUCAAACUUUACUUCCAUAGAGCAUUUAGCAAUGUCAUGAUCACUGAGAUUUUUGUCACAAACACGGGGGAAAAGGAAAUAAAGAAUUUUAGGUUUUCUGUCAGCGCUUGUGAGCCUCUUGAUGUCAACGUAAUGAGCGACAAUACAGAUAUAGAACCAAUGGGACAUGAAAAAUAUGUUGGAGGAUUCAGGAUUUUGCAACUGCAGAAGCUUUGGAAUGAAAGUUUGUUCUUAUCGAUUGAAUUUCAAACUGACGAGGAUAGUGUGCUGAAAAAGAUAGACUUUGGAACACCGUUGAUUACAGGAAUUACAGGUUCCUUCCAUGAGUGGAUCAAAGACAGAAAAUCUGAAGCCCUGUCGGGGGCGAAAUCUUCAUGGAUUUAAUGCACCGUUUGUGGAGCGAUAUUCAGAAGCUCAAUGAGCCGAUUCUUAGGCCUUUUCAUUGGUCUUUUCGUUUCUGCUUAAUUGAAUGUAAAUGUUAGGUUCUUAGGCAGAGAAAGAAAACACCCUUUGUAUCCUGUAUGUAGUAGAUGGUCCCAGACUAGUUCAUAUAGCGAAUUUAGCGGGGACCUAAUAGUUCUUCUUAUGUUGCUAGAGUAGCUAAUGGUGUUUCGUAAAAGUAAUGCAUUCGACGAUCCGUCACCGUAACCUCUGUGCAUGAUGAAGUGUACGUAAAUUUUGUUGAUAGAUUUCUAAAGAA